GAGGUGUCUUGGGGUGAGUCCGAAGAGUUGGUCAAGACCCCGCCUGGCUACCCCGCGAUACUAACCGCAUGGAGACAUCAUCCGCAAGGUGCUUACAGAUGGACUUGAGGCUCGAACAUUCGUAGAGACAGCUAUAUAGAGGAGAAGCAAGAAGUCCACUGACAACCAGAAACAACCUCCCCUGCAGAAUACCUCCAACACCACCGUCAAUCAUGUCUUCCGCGACCUCCUUUCGCCAGCUCAUCGGCAUGCAGCCAUCGACUGCCAGCGUUGCCGACAGCACUCUCAUCAUCAUCGACGCUCAAAACGAAUACGCAGAAGGCAAAUUGAAGUGCUCCAACACAGCAUCUUCUCGCAAGGUCAUUGCCUCGCUACUUGAAAAGUACCGCGAGGGCAAUGGAAAGAUUGUCCACGUUGUCCACGACACACCCGAUGGCGCACCCGUCUUCACACCCGGCACCAAGCUCGCCGAAGAGUUCGACGAGCUCGCACCUAAGGACGGAGAGAAGGUUAUCCACAAGAACUACCCAAGCUCUUUUGCUGGCACCGAUCUCCACAAGCACCUUGGUGGUGGCAAGAUCGUCUUGACCGGAUACAUGGCACAUGUCUGUGUUUCGACAACGGCCAGACAGGGAGCCGAGCUUGGUUACGACGUCGUUUGCGUCGAGGAUGCGAUUGGCGACAGAUCGAUCCCUGGUGUCGAGGCCGAGGAGCUGACCAAAACUGCUCUGAACGAGAUUGCCGAUGCCUUCGGCACUGUCGUCCAGAGCAAGGAUAUCAAGUAGAUAUCAUGCCUUAAU
Molecule: messenger RNA, 800 nt
Organism: Aureobasidium pullulans EXF-150
Lineage: Eukaryota; Fungi; Ascomycota; Dothideomycetes; Dothideales; Saccotheciaceae
Product: isochorismatase
Exons: 2
Coding region: 213-785 (190 amino acids)
Source: RefSeq, a predicted model, not a curated record